Messenger RNA from Coprinopsis cinerea okayama7#130, 1902 nucleotides. RefSeq lists its product as hypothetical. The record is from RefSeq and is a predicted model, not a curated record. The coding region runs from base 1 to 1902 and encodes 633 amino acids. Lineage: Eukaryota; Fungi; Basidiomycota; Agaricomycetes; Agaricales; Psathyrellaceae. The transcript has 4 exons.
AUGGCCUCUCCAGCACCGACGCCAGGGCGGAGCGACUCCAGCGAACUCAAUCUCGACUUCAAUCUCACCCCGACCUUGCCAAUUAUCCUGCCUCUCACACCAGCGAGGAGCAACGGCAGACCUGUGAGACGCCUCGUGGGCACACCGCGGUUGGGGAACUCGCCGCCCUCGACAUUGGGGAUCAACGAUAAUGGGACGACGGGGUCGAGCAAUGCGGCGCGCUCGUCUGGGCCCUCUCAUCCUCGACCACCACCCAUCAUCCAACGAGAUUCAGAAUCGUUCUUUGCGAACUACGACAGUGCUCGCGAUCAGGUUCCGAGGGGACGACCAAGCGAGGAGGGUGGUGGUAGUCCCGGGAUUGCACUCCCCCCGCCUAUGAACUUGGAAUCGGAAUCCAGAUACGCGAGGGGCUUCCGCUCGCCACCGUCGCCUAUUCAAGAAGCCGAGUUCGUAACGCCAGUGGUUCGACCCUUGGACAACUCCCCACGAGAAUCCCGCUGGUGGAGACCACCCCCUGAACCUAUCAGGCAUCCCGACGAAAGAGACGAAUACGAAAGAAUGAGAGGUUCGCCUGUCAUGCCUGCCCAAGUUGUCCGCGAACCGACAUUCGACCAGCCUUUUCCUUUCAUCAAGAUGCAUGAACCCGAAUUUGGUCCCCGGGUGCAGGCCUUCAGGGCACCAGAGGUCGCCAUUGAAGGGGCGCAGUUUGGCCACCACGCCCAACUGAGGAUGGAAGACCCAUGGGCUUUGAAAGCAGUGGAACGUUCCUCGUACCCAGCCAUCGUGUAUACAUUCGUCACCGCCGACAUUCCUCGCCAGGCAUACCUCUAUUCGAUGCUCGGUCUUCCGGAACUCUACUAUUCCCGUGCUACCUCAGUUUUCGACGAGGUUAAUCGGAUGGGUGUUGAAGAACUUGCAAGACUAAUUGUCGAGGACGAGAGGCUGGAUCCAAGCACGACUACGCGUCCUAUCAUACCGUAUCCUGGAAGGCAACCCUCGAGAAACCCUUCUCCCCGGCCUUCUGCAAGUGCAGAUCCCGAUAAUGCAUCACCCGAGAAGCUUCGGAAGGCGUGGAAGUCCUUUGUGGAUGGAUUAUUAGCUGAAUGGACGAUCCUGAACCUUGUUUCGUCGCUACUUCUCAGUGCGAUCCUUACCCUUCUACAGAUUCCUUCGGCUGAAGCUAGUCCUGUCACCCGGUGGUCUGCUUUGUUCUCGUUGGUGUGCGGGUUGGCGAGUUUGGUCUAUGGGUGUGUGUAUAUCGUUCGAUUUGGGACGAUGAAGAAGACGUAUAAAGCGGUGUUGUGGGUUCAGGAUGUACAGCGGAGCUCCAAGUCGAGUUUUUGGAACUCCUGGACCUUUCUGGCGAUGCCCGGUACCUGGCUAGGAUGGUCCAUGAUCUUCUUCCUAGUCUGCAUCACCUCAUUCGCUUGGACAACGGGUACCCUUAACCAACCUUCCGAGCCGCAGCUACGACCCAGCGAAGCACUAGGGCCGCGUAUCGCAUUCUCUGCCAUCCUAGGACUGGGCAUCCUCUACUUCUGCCUGGUCAACCUUUCCUUCAAUCGAUGGGGUACCCCGUACGACAGAGAAUGGGAGAAGAUGGUCGGACAAUUGAGGUUAGCGGAUGAGAGGAGGAGGGUUGAGAAGCAGGAGGCGGAGGAGAGGGAGAGGGAAAGGAAACCUGUUCUUCCGCCUUUGUCUCCGCCUUCGACGACCAAGUCGCUUUCGUUCACGCAGCUUAGGACUCCGGUUGUCCCGGCUGAGUGGCCUGAGCGAACGGCUGGUGGGGUAGAUGAUGGGUUGAAGGGCGGUGGCGGGCAGGGCCUUCUUGGAUUCAAACCUGUACGACCCCCGAGGCGGGAUCGGUCCACGUCUUUGCCUUCUCUUCCAUCUACUAAAUGA